Tyto alba (common barn owl) is the source of this 3619-nucleotide messenger RNA. RefSeq lists its product as uncharacterized. The coding region runs from base 2057 to 2992 and encodes 311 amino acids. Lineage: Eukaryota; Metazoa; Chordata; Aves; Strigiformes; Tytonidae. The transcript has 2 exons. The record is from RefSeq and is a predicted model, not a curated record.
UCCUGCGGGAGAUGGGAGCAUUCGUCCGGCUCCUCGCCAGGUAGAGCACCGACGCAAAGGGCCCGGAGCUUCCCCAACCUCUAACCCCUGUUAAGGGCCAGAGAAAUAACUGGUGAGCUGCUCUGCCAGCUCCCAGCCCUCUUCUGCUCCCAAAGGGAAUUGGGGCUUUUCCCAGGAGGGGGCUGCCAACGAACUGUUGGCGCAGCGGCCUCAGAUAAUCCUCCAUCACCCCCACGCCUCUCGGACCCACUCGCCGCCCACCGGCACGCCGCAGACUGUGAGCCUCUGCAGAGCCCUUCGCCCCUCGCCCCGUCGGGAUGGAGCCGGAGCAGCUCUGGGAAAGAGGCGCCCACCCCGAUUUCAAGAUGGAUGCUCCAGGACUUCCUAGGAGAUACAAGGAAGGCUCUCCAUUAUCCCCCCACUGCCGCUCCCUGUGCUGGAAACACCCCUGCUUUUCUCUCUUGCUUCUCAAAGAGGCUAAAAAUACCAGCAAAAUGCAACAGCUCUGACUCCACUCAGUUCCAUCAUUGGCAGCAAAAGUCUGAGCAGGACCUACACGGAUAUUUUGACCAACUUCCCUUUCCAGCGGCAGCAGCGGAGGCACCAGCAUCGCAGGUAUGUGGGAUGUUGCCCCCCGGCUCUGGCUGCGAGGGUGGGAGAGCCCUGUGCUCUCAGAGGUUGUGGGUGCUCUCCUGAAGGGUGUGCUGAGAGGCACCCGGAGGCUGGCAGCCCGGCUGAGAACCGACAAACUCGGGACAGCCGGGAGCUGCGAGUGAGGGAGCACACGUGGGUGCGUGAGCAGAGGCAGCCGAUACCCGCCCGCGGCAGGAGCAGCUUGAUCACAGUUCUAAUAACAGCCCUAUAAUCAAGCCUGGCUUCUGUGCCUCCCCCGACUCCAUCCCCUGUCAGGGAAAAGGGGAUUUACAGCGUCCCCUCCCCAGCCCGCUGCCGCUGCGUGGGGUUUCUCACGCGGGGACUUGGCCAGGGCAACACCGCACGAUGGAGCUGGGGGCUCCAACAAGCCCGGCUGCCCGGGCCACGCUCCGAUAUUCCGCUCCCGGGCAGCGCUGUGUGGAAGUCCUGCAACCAGCACCAGUGGGGAAAAUAGUACUAUCCAACAUUUGCCUGGCCCUGGGUUUUUCCUUCCAUCGCAAGAGACACCGAAACUCUAUGAUUAGACCCGAGGAGAAAGCGCUUCUCCCUCCAUCAGAGGACAACAGCCCUUUCGUCUCCCCUCGCAAGAAGACAGGUAGCCCCUCUCCGACGCCCAGCCUGUUGCCUCCAAACAGGCUCUUCCAACGGCUCCAGAUGACACAUAAAACAACCCAUAGUGCUAGGAUUGAUUUUUCGCCUCAGCCUGAAGGUGCUUCUUUGAACUUCCCGAGGAGAUGGAGGGGUCUCCUUCCCCCAGAGACCUCCUCCCCUCCUGAGGCCCCGGCAAUAGCACAAGAAAGGGCUGCGAUUUCCCACAGGGCUCCCCAAUGAGCAAAGUAGCUCCCCCUCUCUCCUGACCCAUGUAAAUAACUCCCUGUGGGAUUCCUUCCCUAGGAGCCUUCAUGCCCUAGCAGCUAGGUGGGUGUUUUUUGCUUUUAUUAGAGUAAACCAGAAGGAGCUGGAGGAGAUCAGUCGCUGACACCCCGAGAAGGACCUUUUCAUUGCUGUGUCCUAAAACGCUGUUAUUCUUGUGGUGAGCAGCUACUUCUGGAGGUGCUCCCGGCUAAAGGAGGGCUCACCUCACCAUCCUGCUCCUCCCACCACCUUCUCAGACGACACCAAACCAUCACCGGCAACGGGGACCUGCCAGACCACCACCCCUGGCCUCUUCAGAGCUUCAGACCCCAGCCCAUCCAUCGGGCUGCUUGCUGACCAUGACCAAGCCCUCUCUCGAUUCAAGCCAACCGAUCACCGAACGCUCGCGCCAACGUGUCGCUCCUCGGGGAGCUGGAAGUACCAGAGGGCCGAAAAGCCGAAACGCCCUCGCCUUAAGCCACGCUUAUCAUUGCUGGCACCAGCUCGGCUUCGUGGGGUGUCCCCUGGCUGAGCCCCCGCAGCCGGGAUGCAGGGAGGGGGGCACCUGGGACAGGCACAACCCCAGGCUGCGCCACUUCACCCAGGCUCCUCGCUGUUUUGCCAGCACGGCUCCCUCCUCGCACGCCGCCCCCCGCCGCAGCCUCGCCCCCGCUCUGCCAGACCCUGCCCCAGGCUCAGGGGACAUCACCGGCGUCUCCUUCCACUUCAAGGCUGGCACCCCGAGCUCGGCGCCCGGGGAAGAGCUCGCUCCCCAACCUUGACUCCCCAGCUUCCCACCCGGCUGCACGGCCUCCCCGCGCGGAGGCUGGUUCUUCCUCGGGGUGCGCCGGGCUCCCUUUCUAAAGGUCCGUGGCACAGCAAGAAGUGGCACCUCGUUUUCCCUCCCGGGGCAUCGCUGUUUGCUGGGGUGCAGGAGGGUGCCCCGGGGCCAGCCGCUACAGCCAGGACAGCGCUGGCUGGCGAGCCCGACCCUCUCCUGGGCCUGGAGCUGCUCGGCAGCUCAGCCUCGGUGGCCGAGCCCCUUCACCGUGGUGGAUGUUUGCAGAGGCAGCGUUUAACCGCUCGAUUUGCAGGGUUUACCCAGCCAUGUUGCAACAGCUCCCAGCAGCUCUUGCAGCCAGCGCUGCAAGAGGAGGCGGCUGCCGAAGCGCCGGAGCCGCUCGGCGAAGGGGCUCAGGGAGUGUUGGAACCCUUCAGGGGUAAAUUGAGCACCACCGUAGCUGGGUGGCACCUGCCUCCUUCCUCAACAGGGACCCACUGGCCCCCAAGCCUCGGGGGGGGGGGGGGGGGGGGGGGCUGGGGCCUGCUAGGGGUAGGCAUGAGCUCAGCCGUGGCCCCCAGCGUGGACCAGCUCCUCUUUUCCCUCCCCAAAACCUCACCCCACAAAGCAGGCAGUACGGAUCCCCCCCUUUCUCAGCCAGCUCCCCCGCAGCACCCCUGGGUGCCAGGGAGCAAUGGUUGACGGUGGCACAGCUGCCAGGAGCAGCCAGCCCCCGCCCAGGGCGGCCAGCGAACAGCGCCGGGCACCGCGCCUGCAGGCAGUGGCACAGCUCCCUUACCCGCCCAGUGCAUCCCAGUCCCAAACCUGCCCUCAGGAGGCAUCGGAGGCUCCAAAACCCCCGGCCCCCCCCCACCCCGGCCAGGCCCGUGCCAUCAGAAGUCCCCGUGAGUAGCCUCGUUGGGUUUUGGAGGAGAGACAGCCCCCUGCAUCCCAAAUCGAUGGGAGCGCUUGGUAUUGCCGAGAGGAUCAAUUCUGGCACUCUCCCACCAUCUCGCUUGGGGUUCCCAUCUCACAGGGGUGGGAAGGAAGCGGGAGCACCUGGGGUUUCUAGGAAAGGGCUAGAAAAAAAGCAUUGCUGGGGGUGGGGGGGAAGAGACGAAGCUUUUUUUUUUUUUUUUUUUUUUUUUUUCGUGAGGAAGAGGUGUUUGAAGAGGAGAUAAGCCAGGUAAGGAGGUCAGGGGGGUUGGAGGGGGACAUGGGGCCGAGCGGGGGGGCUGGUGGGGUGAGGGCCAACAUGGUGUGUGUGUGUGGGGGGGGGGAUCUGAAACAAUAUAUGGGGUGGGCGGGCUGGGCAGUGAUGGGGGGGGC